Messenger RNA from Gallus gallus (chicken), 1965 nucleotides. Its product is annotated as lysophosphatidic acid receptor 6-like. NCBI's taxonomy places the organism in Eukaryota, Metazoa, Chordata, Aves, Galliformes, Phasianidae. Gene Ontology annotation, biological process: phospholipase C-activating G protein-coupled receptor signaling pathway; positive regulation of Rho protein signal transduction. The transcript has 3 exons. Gene Ontology annotation, molecular function: G protein-coupled receptor activity. The coding region runs from base 790 to 1761 and encodes 323 amino acids. The record is from RefSeq and is a predicted model, not a curated record. Gene Ontology annotation, cellular component: membrane.
GACAGAUCACCUACAUAGCGCACAUGUGUAGACAGAGUGGGGAUCAGCUGCUGUAAUGGAAGUAUGUGAUGAAACAAAAAGCAGCAGCGCUUUGUGCUUUCUAACAUCCAAGCUGGCUGUUUCUUUGCAUGCAGCUCACUCCACAGCAUUCGAAGAACACACAAGAUUGAAGAAUUCUACAAGCCAAGGGGAGCAAGUCAACGAGCAGUGCUAGAGAUAGCCCAAAGGGCAGGAGAGCUUACCUCUGAAACACCAGGGAAGUGGCUUGGUCUGCAGAACGGGAACUUACACUGUCCACCUGAUGACAGGCUGCCAAAUCCAAAAUGAAACAGCAUCAGUGUCAGUAACUCACGUAAAGAAAGGCACCAGGUAAAAGUAACAACAGUUACAGGCAGAUAGAUGAAGGUGGUUUCUGGGCUCUAAUGGAAAGAUUUUUAAAAGGGUUUAUUUACAGACAACAUCUGCUGUGACAGAAUUGGCUGCAAGAAAGAACCGGGUGUCCCUGUGCAUUUGGAUUCGUAAGUGAUUCCGACUGCAGAAACCAAUGAGAGCUUUCCUGAUCCUUAUCAGGAGAGUCUGAGGGCAGGGUCCAGCCUUCCUCUAACAGAGGAUUACUUCAGGACCCCUGCUCAGACCUGUCUGCCUUGAUACUUUUAAUCCCCUCUCAGGAAGAAGAAACCACUGCACAUUUGCUGCACCUCAGCAGCAGACAGCAGUUUACCAGCUGCGACCUCGCUGGCCAUUGUACCAGAUCUUAGAUGUGGUCUUUCAGUCUCCCUUGUGGUGAAGAUGAUUUUCUUCAAUUUCAGUAUACCUGGAGACAUGAACGACACCUGUACCAACAGCAGUAUCAACCCCAGAGUAGAACUGUUCCAGCUGAUCAUGUACACUCCCACGUUUAUCCUGGGAUUGCUGUUCAAUGUGAUGGCCCUCUCAUUCCUGUUUUUUCCAGCUAAAAAGUUGUCAGAAUCUACAGUCUACCUGAUAGCCCUUAUUUUCCUGGAUACUUUGCUGCUCUUCACUCUUCCUUUUAAAAUCAUUUCCUAUCACCUUCAGAACAAGUGGAAAUUGGGGUCAGUGUUUUGUUCCAUUUUGGAGAGUCUUUACUUUAUAAAUAUGUACGGCAGCAUCCUCAUCUCCCUCUGCAUCUGUGUAGACCGCUACAUCGCUAUCCAGCACCCUUUCAUGGCUCCCACCCUGCGCUCCACCAAGAAAGCUGCUCUGGUUUGUGUUGUCAUCUGCCUGGGCAUCUCAGCUGGGAGUGUGUCCACUUCCCAGUUUCAUGAGGAGAGCUACAACAUCUCAUCCUGCUUCCACAACUUCUCCAAAAGCACAUGGGAAAACACAGGCCUGAUCAUUGGCCUGGAGAUGAUCUUCUUCGGUAGCAUGGUGGCCAUGGCCUUCUGCACCACUCAGAUCAUCAGGUGUCUGAGAAACCACAGAAAAUCAGACAACCCCCAGACACACAUGACCAGAGCAGAGAAGGUAGUAGUGACAAACUUUGUCACAUUUUUGGUCUGUUUCACACCUUACCAUGUGACGUUCUUCCUGUACUUUUUGGUGAGGAAUAGCAUCAUGCACAUCCCUUGUCACACGGUGCUACGGGACAUCCUUCAAGUCACUCUUUGCUGGGCUAAUCUGAACUGCUGUCUGGAUGCGGUCUGUUAUUAUUUUGUUUUAAAGGAGUCUGCGGAAGGUUCGUUGCAAAACAAAGCGAGAAAUCACACAGAAGAAAGCUUUGAUCCACACACUGAACGUUAGUUACUUCGCCUGACAAGUGGAGAUGCUAUCAUGAAAGGUGCAGGGCCCUGAACUACUUUUCUAAAUCAUUUACUUUAAAUACUCAGAUGUGAAAAUAUUUCAUAAAGAGAACAGAACUAAGCCCAUUCCCAGGACUCCUAGCUUAUUUGCUUCCCAUCCACAAUGCUUUGUGUUGUCAUGUAUGGAUAAAAAGGAUUGAUAGUA